GAUUCGUGAAUUCAAUUGCGUUGAAUUUUUUUUAUUAUGUUGCAAUAUUAUAAUAUUUUAGGUGCUAAAGUGACACACCAAAUUUUAGGUACUAAAUGUAAUUUUUGAACCCAUUUGGAGGACUAAAUAUUAAAAUAUGAAGCCUAAAAUAUAGAUACAUAUUAAAUUGAAAUUUCGAAAAAAAUUGCAUUUAAUCCUAUCUAUAUUUUCAGAACCAGAUGAGAGACGGAACUGAAAAAGUUAGUGAUUUAGGGUUCAGUGGUUAACCGUUACAAAAUCGUUGGUGAACCGUUGAUAGAAGCGUUCGUGAUAUAUAACAUAUAAGACUUGUAUAUUACAGUAAUUUAAGAAUUAAGUUAUCAUUGACCAUAAACAAUUCAAAUUCAUAUCAUCACUAAAAUAUAUAAUUAAAUCAUUGAAACCUUCUGACAAAUGAAAUCAUAAUUUUUUAAUUCAAAUUAAAAAUUAUGGUGCCAAUCGAUAGUGGACAAUGUAGAGUCGACAACAAAGUUGGAAAAUUAGAAGAGGAAGCAUACAUAAAAUUAAUAGUUAUGCUUUGAUAGUCUUAUGUUAAAGUAUUUUUCUUAAAAUUAUUCUGGUUAAAAUUAAAUGAGUGAAUAGUUAUAAACCGUGGUGAUUCAUCUAAUUUUAUGUUGUCGUAACUGGUUUGACGAUUCUACUAGCCCGAACAUUAAUCCGAUUUGGUUCUUGUAACAAUGAAUCCUAACCAUCUAUCCAUUGAGUUCGCAUCAAUGGCAAUAGUCACUAGAAGCACUAUGGUUGUCUCGAAAAACAUCGUUACAGGACCAAACGGUCUCGGUCACACGUGUGAUUGACCAAACUUUAAAGGUUCCUAAUUAAUUGGUAUUUGUUACCGUAUUAUCUAGUCCCCUAAAACUCAAUUUGUCAUCAAUUUCUUUUAAUUGGUGACCAAAUUGUUUAAGAGGAAUUUUGAGAAUCGGUGUUUAAUAUGAUUAUAAUUGCUCAAAAGUCAAAAUACAUAAACCUUCUCUUGCAACUACAAUAAUCUUGUAAAAUUUUUGGUUUCGGAAACUGUUUAUUUAUUUAUUAUUAUAACAUAUAGCUAGUGAGACAACAAUACAAUAUUCUUGUUCUCAUUGAAACUCCAUAUGUAACUACCUCUUCGGAUAUUAAUUGUCCUAAAGUAUGUAUGAACUUGUUAAUCCGCCUCACGGAGUGACUAGUUUGCUUCAGGAUGAUGUGAUGGGAAUUACUUUGAGCGUAGUGUAGUUGCCUCGGCUAUUCUGUAAUUUCUCUCUCCUGUUUGUUUCUUCUUCCUGGCUUAUGCCUCCUUUACGCAAAAAAGAAAGAAAAAAAAAAUUGUCCUAAGGUUUGUUUGAUAGCGUCUACAAAGCAAAGAGUACACCUCGUUCCUCUUCAAGCAAGACAUAUAUGUACAAGACGGAUGGGUUAACGAAUUGGCGCCGGUCGUUUUUGUCCUUAGGCCGCCGGCCGGGGAUAGGUCCGACCAAUAGUUUACGUACCGGCAACUAUAACAAAAUUGUUAUAUAUAUAUAUAUUAUCAUCUAGAGAGGAAAGAAAUCAUAAGUUCAUAACAACUGAAGACUAACUUGUCAGUAUUACCAUAUUGGCAUAUUACAUUAUGUAUAUAUAAAUACGGUCUCACUUCAGUUUAGUAUCAUGUAUAAUUUACCCUUCCACCAUUAAUCACCGUAUAAGAUUUUUAGAGGUUAAUUCGUACGUCCAGCCGAUCACCGGAAGAAAUGGCAACUCCACGGCGGUUACACCACUUGACGGCGGUUCUCGUCGCCGUUGCUGCUUUCUGCCUGCUCUCAGGCCAUCCCUGCGCCGGGAAAGAAAAGUUACUCGCCACUUUCUACACCCCUCCUUACAUACCGUCCAAGUGUUAUGGGAACGACGAACACGGAGUAAUGGUAGCGGCGGCCGACCAGGACACACUUUGGGACGGCGGCAACGCUUGCGGCAAGCGUUACAGAGUGAAAUGCUUACACGGGACGAACAAAGGCGUUGACGUGCCGUGCAAAGCCGGUCGGUCCGUGACGGUGAAGAUCGUUGACCUGUGCCCUUCCGGCUGCCGGGGCAACAUCGACUUGUCGGCCGAAGCUUUCAAACAUAUCGCCGAUCCCGACGAGGGCAAAAUUGUUAUCUCCCUUGAAGAGCUCUAAGUACACUUCGCUUUCUCAGGAAUUCGUCCAGAUGAUAUUGUCCAUAUCACCGUGAGUUCGAAUUUUGUUGUCAAUAAUCACGUAACGCGCACUGAACACGUUCGAGCUUUUGAUUCGGACGACGGCCCAUGGGGUUGGGAAUGCAUGAAAGACCUAUUUCCAAUUCGUAUCUUGUUGUUUCCUUAUAGGAUUAUCUUUUAAUUUACAAAAAAAAAAAAAAAAUUAGAACGUAGUUCGAUCUCGAUAUUUCCUCUCUUUUCGGCGUUUGUCUGCUUUCGUGUAAUACAUAUAGCGACGAAUAAUGAUGUUGCUUUCCAUGGCUUUUUGUUUGUUUAUCAUCAAAAUAAAUUAAUAGACGAUGA
This is a messenger RNA of Linum trigynum, 2530 nucleotides long. NCBI's taxonomy places the organism in Eukaryota, Viridiplantae, Streptophyta, Magnoliopsida, Malpighiales, Linaceae. The record is from the annotation of a GenBank genome assembly.